Molecule: messenger RNA, 1469 nt
Organism: Capsella rubella
Lineage: Eukaryota; Viridiplantae; Streptophyta; Magnoliopsida; Brassicales; Brassicaceae
Exons: 5
Coding region: 16-1164 (382 amino acids)
Source: RefSeq, a predicted model, not a curated record
CAUGAAAUUAUUUAAAUGAUAACAAAAUUAACAUCUUCUUUUCGAUUGAUUCGAUUCUUCAACUCUCUCUCUUCUUCAUCUUCAUCUGCUUCUUCUUCUAUCUACUUCUGCGAAACCCUAGAAUUUGGAAUAGGGAAGAAGACUUCAAUGGCGGAAGUAGCAGAGAACGUUAACGCUGUGCCGGUUUCGGAAGACGAGGUGUAUGGAUUUAAACGGGAAGAGAUGUACAGUGGUACUCUCGCUGGUUCCGUUGGUCCGUACGGUCGCCAUGUUUUCCUUUGUUACAAGAGUCACGAGACUUGGCUUGCUCGUGUUGAAACUGAAGGUCUUCCGCAGCGUUUCGCUAAGUCGUUUAAGGAUCGCAAAGCUGAUUUCGGAGUUGAGACGAAGCUGACGGUGUGUGGUGGUGGUGAAUCGGAUGGAGAUGUGUUGAUGUUCCCGGAGAUGGUUAGAUACAAGGCGAUUCAGGAGACAGAUGUGGAUGGUUUUGUGGAAGAUGUGCUUGUGAAAGGAAAACCAUGGACCUCUGGGAUUCAAGAAGAGUUAACUGGUUCCUUUGUGUUUGUGUGUGCUCAUGGUAGCCGCGAUAAGAGAUGUGGAGUUUGUGGACCAGCUCUUAUGGAGAAGUUUGAGCAGGAGAUAGAGUCACGCGGACUUUCAGACAAAAUCUUCGUAUUGCCAUGUUCUCAUAUUGGUGGGCACAAGUAUGCUGGAAAUUUGAUUGUCUUCAGCCCUGAUUCAGCUGGAAAUAUGUCUGGCCAUUGGUAUGGUUAUGUGACUCCUGAUGAUGUACCUGCAAUGCUUGAUCAACAUAUCGCGAAAGGAGAAAUCAUACAAAACCUUUCCAGGGGAGGGAUGAGACUCAGAGCCGAAGGUGAGGAAGCUGAGAAAGAAGAUGAGCAUAAAAUCCCAAACGGAAACAGCAUAGUGGAACCACGUGAACCUGUGGAGCAGAAAGAGGGAUUCACAGGAGGUUGCUGCCAAGGUGCAAACGGAGUUUCAUGUUGCCAAGAACAAGCUCCAGAGCCAGAGAAGAAAGAAGGAUGCACGAAGCUAAACUGGUUGAGAUCGAUGGGAAAAGAAGAGGUUCUCUUGGGAGCAGCAGCAGUAUCAGCUGUCGCAACCAUAGCCGUGGCAUACAGCAUUUACAGAAGGUCAGGUUAAGACCCAAGAAACUGAACCACCCCUCCUCUUUCUUACCAUUUUCAAGAAGAGAGUAUAAACAAAAAAAGGAAAAAAACUUUUAUUUUUGGUAGCCAUAUAUAUAUAUAGCAGUAAAGGACAAAAAGAAAAAGAAAAAACAUGGAGAGGUAAUAAUAUUUUGGAACUUGGGAUGGCAAAUUUGGUUUUGGUAUGGCAAAUACAGGAAUUUGGGAUUGUAAUCUGCAUUUGACUCGGUUUAGUUUAGUUCUCUUGAACCCUUUCAUAUUUGACAUUCAUAUACAUAUCAAAGCUGCUUAUGUUUUAGA